GACUCAACGGUAACACGGAUACCUUCGUGUCCAAAAACAAUGGCGAGAAAACUAUAUCGCUCGACUUAUUUCCCUUUAAUUCUUCUAAGCUUCGCAUGGGCAUUCAGCGGAGCCUUAAGUAGCAAAGAUGCUAAGUGUGGACGACCCAUCAAAGCUAGUGAUACGGAUCGGGUUCAGUUUGCAAUGAACCUCGAGUUCUUGGAGGCUGAGUUCUUCCUGAACGGGGCACUGGGGCACGGACUCGACUCUAUCACCCCUUACCUUGCCAAGGGUGGGCCGCCGCCUGUAGGGGCAGAAAAGGCCAAUCUUGACCCGGUCACUCAACGGAUAAUCGAGGAAUUCGCAUACCAAGAAGUUGGUCACCUUAGGGCAAUCUACACAGAGGUUGGUGGAAUCAAACGACCUCUGUUGAAUCUCAGCGCCCAGAACUUCGCACAUAUAAUGGACGAAGCAGUUGGCAAGAAAUUGCAACCACCAUUCAACCCUUACCGCAAUUCGAUCAACUAUGUCUUGGCUUCAUACGCGGUCCCAUACGUUGGAUUAGUCGGUUAUGUGGGCACUAUUCCGUACCUCUCCAACUUCACUGCCAAAGGCUUGAUCGCGUCUCUCUUGGGUGUGGAGUCGGGUCAGGAUGCGGUGCUGAGGGCAUUGCUCUACGAGAAGGCAACCCAAAAGGUGGCUCCAUACAACAUCACGGUGGCGGAGUUCACAAACAAAAUCUCUAUGCUCCGAAAUAGGCUGGCAAAUUGUGGCAUCAAGGAUGAGGGCGUUAUUGUACCUCGCAAGCUUGGAGCCGAGAACCGGACCACAAGCAACAUCCUAUCUGCAGACUCGUAUUCAAGAUCGUAUUCUCGAACUCCUCAGGAGAUCGUCAGAAUUGUGUAUGGAACAGGGAGCGAGUCCAAGCCUGGAGGGUUUUAUCCCCACGGCGCAAACGGCCGUAUCGCAAAAAGCUUCCUUUCUUGAUCGAUAAAUGUAUAACGUCAUAAGGCUGAUAUGAGUAAAAUAAUCGCUUCUUCUAAAACCAGGCCGACGAACUCUCUUGUACUCAUACAGGAUCAGC
Punica granatum (pomegranate) is the source of this 1063-nucleotide messenger RNA. The record is from RefSeq and is a predicted model, not a curated record. Lineage: Eukaryota; Viridiplantae; Streptophyta; Magnoliopsida; Myrtales; Lythraceae.